AUGUAUGUUAUUAGUAGAGAUCCAUUUGUAAAACGAGUUGAUCAAUUUCUCAAGCAUUCUCAUGCCACAAUUAUUGAUUCUUUCUUGGUCAACUUCUAUUUAGAUUCUCAACAACAAAGCAUCAUUGAUGAAUGGAUACGUUUUGUAAUUGCAAGAGGAAUUGGAAGAAUGGAAUUACUCUUUUGUGGAAGCCCUUACACACUUCGCAACAUGCCUCGCAAACCUUAUAAAUUUCCCUUCCAUUUAUUUCCAGAGACUAAUGCUUCAACUCUAAAGCAUUUGCGUCUUGAAUAUUGUGUUGUUUCCAUUCCCCCCAACUGCAAUUUUAUUCCAUUCAAAAAUUUGAGUUUCCUUUCACUUAUAAGUGUAAAAGUGGAUGGAGUUUUUAUUCAAAGUUUAACACAACUUGAAGAGCUUCACUUAAUUCAAUGUGAGCUCAAAUCAUUAACACUAAAGAUAGUGAGUUCUUCCUUACGUCAUCUCAAAGUUUCAUUAUGCUAUCUCCUAUACGGCAACUUCCAAAAGGAUGUAAACCUGAUUUCACUAGAUUGCCUUAAACUAAUUUCAUUGGACUACGGUGGACGUUGUUCGGCUAACAUGAACUUUAAUACGCCUAUGUUGAACAACAUUCAGCUCUAUGUUAUAUGUAGCGAACAACUUCUUAAUGCAUUCAGACUCUUGGCAACUCUUCCUAAACUUGAGAUUCUGCAAUUAGAUCUUUAUUCAAUGGUACCAACUUCCCUAAAAAUAACUCACCCACUCGAACAUCUCAAGGAGUUGAACUUGAUUUUUAUCCAUCCAUUCGACACCCCACGAAAAUUAGAGUUUGAUCUUUCAGGGAUCUUAACCAUCCUACAAGCUUCUCCACUUUUACAAAAACUUUCAGUCAUGCUCACAUUUCCUGAGAUUAUUGAAGAUCAAAAAGUUGCUAGGGAUGUUGAUACGUUCUCUCAUGAGGAGGUCAAAGUUAUUGAAUUGAGAGGUUGUGUUGGCAAUUGGUAUGAAAUUGAGUUUGCUAUGAAUGUUAUCAAAUAUGCCAACAAACUUGAGCGAAUAGUUUUGAGUCCAUAUUGGAGAGAUACUGUUGAAUCCUUGGAUUGGAGUUCUGAUCUUGCAUGGUUUCAAAAUGGGCGUCAAAGGAUUACUGAAAAGUUUCAAACUGAAGAACUAGUUGGAAGAGAAAAACUAGUGCUCAUAUAA
Molecule: messenger RNA, 1200 nt
Organism: Vicia faba (fava bean)
Lineage: Eukaryota; Viridiplantae; Streptophyta; Magnoliopsida; Fabales; Fabaceae
Source: the annotation of a GenBank genome assembly